Molecule: messenger RNA, 1635 nt
Organism: Didymella exigua CBS 183.55
Lineage: Eukaryota; Fungi; Ascomycota; Dothideomycetes; Pleosporales; Didymellaceae
Exons: 2
Coding region: 1-1635 (544 amino acids)
Source: RefSeq, a predicted model, not a curated record
AUGCCACGUCCUAUAAGAAGUCUCACGCGAGGAUGGCUUCUGUUGCCCCUUAGCAGGCGCCCUGCUAGGUUCCAACCCUCUCUGCUUCGACAGCCACCUUCGACCGCCGAACGACCGACAGAGCACAACCACAAGGCUGGAAACAACGCUCACGACAAGCAGGAGCGGAGCAAGUUCGCACGCAGCGUUCUUGAGGGUAGCACCGUAGCCCUUAUUUCGUUGCUAGGCCUAGCUCUUGGCGGUUAUGGAUAUAGCUUGUUCUAUAAGGAGACUGUCAGAAGCAAGAUCGAGAAUGCCUUCUCGAAGGGCUACAGCUCGCAAGAGCGCGUUGCGCUAGGCCGUAUCGCCUAUGGUGCCAACCCGGACAAGAUCCAGGAGAUUGUGGAGAAGGAGUUUUGGGUGCCGAGAGACGAGCAGGAGCAGGUCAACGACAUAGUAAGCGGUAAAACCCGCGGCAAAUACUACCUCAUUAUCGGCGAGAGAGGCACAGGGAAGCGAGCCUUGCUCAUCGAGGCUAUGCGCCAGGUCCAUGGAGACGGUGUAGCUAUGCUCGAGGCACACAGCGAGCUGGAAGUAUUUAGGACGCGGCUGGGCAAGUCGAUCGACUACGAGUUCCACGAAGACUACAUUGGAGGGCUGUUCAGUAUCAGAGGGCCGCGAGACAGCACGCCGCUCCUCGACAUUGAGAGAGCGUUGAACCAGUUGGAGAAAGUCGCGCUUUCGAUGAGGAAGCGUCGUGGCAAGCCUCUGCUCAUGGUCAUUAACAACAUCCAUCUCUGCAAGGACGAUGAUCAAGGCCGCGACUUGCUAGAAAUCCUGCAGCAGCGAGCGGAGAUCUGGUCAAGCAAUGAGCUGGUCACCGUCGUCUUCACAUCGGAUGAGCACUGGACGAUGGAGCGGCUGAUACCGCAUGCCACCAACAUGCACGUCAUGAACAUCCGAGACGUUCGCAAAGAUUUGGUCAUUGAAUCCCUCAGAAAGUAUCGCGCCAAGUACCACAACGAGCACGUACCGCAAAGCAUCCUCGAGGAGGUCUUCGCAAAAGUUGGCGGCCGACUCAUCUUCCUGAACCAAGUUGCAAAGUCUGACGACAUGCUGCAAAUAUGCGCAAAUAUCAACAGGCGAGAAAAGUCGUGGUUCCUGAACCAGUGUUGGAUCCUCGGCGAUUCGAUGGACGAUGAUGUCGAAGAGGAGCAGAAGUUCUGUGCUGCAGCUAUCGUGCUAGCUCGCGCUCUCGUAAGUCGCGAGAAAGAGCUUGCAGACCCAGACGGUGUGCUCCCUGAGAUUCCACUUCACGAGGCGCGCCAGAUAAUCACACGUGCCGACUUCGUAAGGCCGUUCGACCACAUAAAUGUCAUCCACAUCGAUGCAUGGGGCAUGGUGCGUGCAGACUCAGUGCCAAUGCAGAACGCUUUCCGCGAGAUCUGCAAUGAGGAGGGCUUCGAAGAGCAUUUGAAGGCAACGCUCAACAGACUGGAUGAACUGGAGAGCCUGGCGAGAACAAGGGAGGUGAGCUGGAGAGCGGCGCCCGAUAGGAGUGGCGGUAUUGUGCCGGUACAGACGUACUGUGCGAAGAUCUCGGAUCCACGAGCUGGCGGUCAUGAAGUCGUGGCGUCGACCACGCCCGCCCGUUAG